Molecule: messenger RNA, 2404 nt
Organism: Myotis myotis
Lineage: Eukaryota; Metazoa; Chordata; Mammalia; Chiroptera; Vespertilionidae
Gene: SLC22A5
Product: solute carrier family 22 member 5
Exons: 10
Coding region: 187-1860 (557 amino acids)
Biological process (GO): carnitine transport; transmembrane transport
Cellular component (GO): membrane
Molecular function (GO): ATP binding; transmembrane transporter activity
Source: RefSeq, a predicted model, not a curated record
GCGGCGGCGGCGGGGCAGCUCCGGGGCGGGAGCUCGCGAGCAGCUCAGUCGGCGGACGGUCACCCGGCUGAUCCCUCGGGCGGUCGCGCGGCGGAGUCCCAAGGCGCACGCGCGCACGCCCCCCGCGCCCCGCCUCUGCGCGCUUCCGCGUCCCACGACCCCGCGCCGCGGGCUGCUGAGUGUGGCAUGCGGGACUACGACGAGGUGACCGCCUUCCUGGGCGAGUGGGGGCCCUUCCAGCGCCUCAUCUUCUUCCUGCUCAGCUCCAGCAUCAUCCCCAACGGCUUCAACGGCAUGUCCGCCGUGUUCCUGACUGCGACCCCCGAGCACCGCUGCCGGGUGCCCGACUCCGCGAACCUGAGCAGCGCCUGGCGCAACCACAGUGCCCCGCUCCGGCUGCAGGACGGCCGCCAGGUGCCCCACAACUGCCGGCGCUACCGGCUCGCCGCGAUCGCCAACUUCUCGGCGCUCGGGCUGGAGCCGGGGCGCGACGUGGACCUGGAGCAGCUGGAGCAGGAGGACUGCCUGGAUGGCUGGGAGUUCAGCCAGGACGUCUACCUGUCCACCAUCGUGACCGAGUGGAACCUGGUGUGUGAGGACGACUGGAAGGCCCCGCUCACGGUCUCCUUGUUUUUCGUGGGUGUGCUGAUAGGCUCCUUCAUUUCGGGGCAGCUCUCAGACAGGUUUGGUCGGAAGAACGUGCUGUUUGUGACCAUGGCCAUGCAGACAGGCUUCAGCUUCCUGCAGAUCUUCUCCAGCAACUUUGAGAUGUUUGCCGUGCUGUUUGUCCUUGUAGGCAUGGGCCAGAUCUCCAACUAUGUGGCAGCAUUUGUCCUGGGAACAGAAAUUCUUGGCAAGUCCAUUCGUAUUAUAUUCUCUACGUUAGGAGUGUGCAUAUUUUAUGCAAUUGGCUACAUGCUGCUGCCACUGUUUGGUUACUUCAUCAGAGACUGGCGGAUGCUGCUGCUGGCGCUGACAUUGCCGGGGCUGCUGUGCGCAGUGCUCUGGUGGUUCAUCCCCGAGUCCCCCCGAUGGCUCAUCUCUCAGGGACGAUUUAAAGAGGCAGAGGUGAUCAUCCAUAGGGCUGCCAAAAUCAAUGGGAUUGUUGCACCCUCAGCCAUCUUUGAACCAAGCGAGCUACAAGACCUAAGUUCCCAGAAGCCGCAGUCCCACAGCAUUCUGGAUCUGCUCCGAACCCGGAACAUCCGAAUGGUCACCAUCAUGUCCAUAAUUCUGUGGAUGACCAUAGCAGUGGGCUAUUUCGGGCUCUCCCUGGACACCCCUAACUUGCAUGGCGACGCCUAUGUGAACUGCUUCCUAUCGGCAGUGGUGGAAGUCCCCGCGUACGUGCUGGCCUGGCUGCUGCUGCGGCACCUGCCCCGCCGCUACUCCAUGGCCACCGCCCUCUUCCUGGGCGGCAGCGUCCUCCUCUUCGUGCAGCUGGUGCCCCCAGACUUGUAUUAUUUGUCCACCGUCCUGGUGAUGGUGGGCAAGUUUGGAGUCACUGCUGCCUUUUCCAUGGUCUACGUGUACACAGCCGAGCUGUACCCCACCGUGGUCAGAAAUAUGGGCGUGGGAAUCAGCUCCAUGGCGUCCCGCCUGGGCAGCAUCCUGUCUCCCUACUUCAUUUACCUUGGUGCCUACGACCGCUUCCUCCCCUACAUUCUCAUGGGAAGUCUGACCAUCCUGACAGCCAUUCUCACCUUGUUCCUCCCAGAGAGCUUCGGUAUCCCCCUCCCAGACACCAUUGACCAGAUGCUAAGAGUGAAAGGGAUAAAAUACAGGCAAACUCCAAGCCACACAAGGAUGUUAAAAGAUGAUGAAGAAAGCCCCACAGUCCUUAAAAGCACAGCCUUCUAACCACCUCUAGUGAGUGAGAAAGUGAAGAGGAAAGACUGGUCUUGUCAGAAACUGUGUAGAUGCUGAGUCCUUCAGCGACAGGGUCUUUGCCGUUCAUUCCGUCGACCCUUUGUCUGACAAGCUCGCGGAUGGGCACCUGGGCUCAGAGGCUGCGUGUGGUCCUAGAGCGCCACCUUCCCUCCAGCGACACCGUGGCUACUGACAGACAACUUCAGAGAAGUCCUAACAUGAUGGACGGAGCACUUCCUAAGAAGUGAACUAGAACCAUUGGGAUUUGGAAGAAUAUAAGAGGCAUCUGCUAAAUUUACAUUUUAAUUUCAGACUUCCUGAAAAGGCCUCCUAAUAAAACUGGAGGUCUAAAUCCCACCCUCUAAAUAUUUUCUUCGAUUCCCUCUAAUGGUGCACUUUAGAGGGAAAAAGAUCAUUUCAGCCCUGGCUGGUGUGGUUCAGUGGUUAGAGCAUCAGCCCACAUACCGAAGGGUCCUGGGUUCCAUUCCUGAUCAAGGGCACGUACCUGGGUUGCAGAUUCAAUCCCCAGCCCUGG